Messenger RNA from Ananas comosus (pineapple), 2265 nucleotides. RefSeq lists its product as uncharacterized. The record is from RefSeq and is a predicted model, not a curated record. NCBI's taxonomy places the organism in Eukaryota, Viridiplantae, Streptophyta, Magnoliopsida, Poales, Bromeliaceae. Gene Ontology annotation, cellular component: cytoplasm; trans-Golgi network; endosome. The coding region runs from base 203 to 1837 and encodes 544 amino acids. The transcript is spliced from 9 exons.
CCUUCGCACUGUACUGUAGUUGACUCCUGCGGCGCCACUCUCCGUCCUUCGCUCGCUACGUUGCGUAUUCAAAACCAAAAGCGUAGACCAAAACACAGAGAGGAGAAGAGAUAAAAUAAAAAUUAUAAAAAAAGGUCUCCCUUCCGAUCCAAGAUCCUACUCAAACCCUAGCUCGCGCGCAUCUCCGCCGUAUCCGAAUCCAAUGAGGAGGGGAGGAGAUGUUUUGGGACGGCGAAGUGGCAGUGGGGGCGGCGGCGGCGGCGGCGGCGGCGCGAGGCAGAUGAAGCAGCUCGGUGGCGGCGGCGCCGCCGCCGGAGCGAUGAGGGGUUUGCCCGUGCGCCUCUCGAUGGCUCUGCUCGUCCUCGUCAUUUGUAUCCUCGCCAUUUUCUCCUCCAUUGGUGUUCAUCGCCCAUCGAACUCAGUACAGAAUGUUGCCGUGACUAAGCUGUGGAAACCUGCUGAUUCUGGUGGGUGGAGAGCAUCAUCUGCACCACGUUCAUACUGGCCUCCUCCUCCAACUGAGACCAAUGGUUAUUUAAAGGUGCGCUGUAAUGGUGGCUUGAAUCAACAAAGAAGUGCGAUUUGUAAUGCUGUUGUUGCUGCAAGAAUAAUGAAUGCCACAUUAGUGCUUCCAGAGUUGGACACAAAUUCCUUUUGGCAUGAUGAAAGCGGGUUUCCAGGUAUUUAUGAUGUUAAGCAUUUUGUAAAGACUCUUAGAUAUGAUAUCCGGAUUGUAAAAAGCCUUCCAGAAGUCCUUUCAAAUGGGAAGAGCAAGAAGAUGAAAGCUUAUCAGAUUCGUCCACCAAGAGAUGCCCCCUUGAGCUGGUACACAACAUUUGCUUUAGGAAAGAUGAAGCAGCAUGGCGCUAUUUAUCUAACUCCUUUUUCACACCGUUUAGCAGAAGAAAUUGAUGAGCCCGAACUUCAGAGGUUGAGAUGUCGAGUGAAUUAUCACGCACUUCGGUUCAAACCACACAUUAUGAGAAUAAGCAGCGAGAUAGUAAAUAAGCUCCGUGCAGAAGGCCAUUUCAUGUCAAUACACCUUCGGUUUGAGAUGGAUAUGCUUGCAUUUGCUGGGUGCAUUGACAUAUUUACGCCUGAAGAACAGAAAAUUUUAAUCAAAUACCGAAAAGAGAAUUUCGCAGAGAAGGAACUUGUUUACAGAGAACGGAGGCUUAUUGGGAAGUGCCCGUUAACUCCAGAAGAGGUGGGUCUCAUUUUGCGUUCUAUGGGAUUCAACAUCUCAACCCGCAUCUACCUUGCUGCUGGUGAGCUUUUCGGUGGGGACCGCUUCAUGAAACCAUUCAGGGCAAUGUUCCCGCACCUUGAGAGCCACAGUUCAGUGGGUCCCGGGAAGCUCGAAGAGAACACUCGCGGGUUAGUUGGUUCCGCUGUUGAUUACAUGGUUUGUCUCCUAUCAGACAUCUUCAUGCCAACAUAUGACGGCCCGAGCAACUUUGCCAAUAACCUAAUGGGUCACCGCCUCUACUAUGGAUUUCGCACCACGAUCCAGCCCAACAGAAAAGCCCUAGCUCCUAUAUUCAUGGAUCGGGAGGAAGGCCGGGCGGAGGGCUUUGAGGAGCGUGUCCGGCGGGUCAUGUUCGGAUCCAAAUUUGGUGGGCCUCACAAACGUGCCCGGCCUGAGUCAUUUUAUACAAACUCGUGGCCUGAGUGCUUCUGCCAGGUGGUGCCGGAGAAUCCUGCAGAUAAGUGUCCACCAGACAAUGUUUUGGAAGUGCUGGAGAGUCAAAUGCAGGGCGAAGAGAGCGAUGAAUCAGAAGAAGCGAAGGCUACUCCGACAGACAUCAUAGGCUUAACCGAAGAGACUUUGAUUUAGAGCAAACAAUUUGUCAGAUAAAAGACUGACUUGCAAUUCUGUUCAAUACAGCCUUAGAGAGGACCAAAAGUAGUAAUCAUUGUUAGAUUAGAUCGGCGUGGAUCGCCAUCAUACCGUCGGAGUGAUGCGAAUUUUGGAACCACGCUUCUCGGAUGCUGAUGAUGAUGAUGAAGAGUUAUAGGUGAAAUUAAUACCAAAGCAUCUGUGUGAACAAAAGGUAAAUUAUUGUGCCAUAAUUCUGUUUUUAGUGGUUGAUCAAAAACAUGGCAUUGUUUCUUCAAGAUAUUGAUAUUGGACUUAGAGGGAUAUUUUACGUCUAAUGUUAGACAAUUUUAGUGCAAAUUAUGCGAUCUAAUUUGUUGGGCUUCAUUAGUUUGUAAUAGCGCUUGCUUCUCCUAUCAAAUUCUACUUUUAUCUUUUCCUUUAAA